AUGGUCAUCAUCACACGUGUCUUUCAAAGCUCUUCUUUCACCCCAGGGUGACCACAUGUCCUGCUUCUUUUCCCAGAAAGUGAUGAAAAUGUCUUGGUUUUUAAUGUUUUUAUGAAAUUGAGCAACAUCUGGGCACUCUGGUGCAUGUGACCGAAUGCCUGCGAUUCCUGAGAUUAUGGGGCGGCUUUUCGAAUUAGUCUGGCCAAAAAUCCAAAGAAAAAGCAAAACACACGCACAGAAUGAAUCCACCGACGCCUGCUGGGUUGAAGUCUGGUCAAAGUGGGGACGUCAUGCAUGACGGCGCUUCAAGUUCCCAACUUCUUGUGACUUUAGAGCAGGGAUGUCCAAAGUGUGGCCACCGGCUGUUUUUUUAUUGGCCCGCAGCACAUUUAAAUAAGAUCUUUCAACAGGAAAACUUCAACAACAACAACAAAAACAACAACAAUGGAAAAAUCUGCCGUAAUUUUACAGGAAUCGAGUCAAAUAUUUAGAGAAAGAAGUUGUAAUUCAUCCUAAUUUUACAAAAUAACCUCAUAAUAUUAGCAGGAAAAAUAACAUAAUUUUAGUAGCAUCCAGUUGAUUCAAGGGAAAUAGUUAAAAACUUUAUAAUAUGAUAUGAUCAUAUUAUGGCAGUAGUCAUAAUUACAUAAAUACAGUCAAACUUGUCUAUAGCGGCCACUAGAGGGAGACUGCAAAAGUGGCCUCUAUAGACAGGUUGGCAUCCAGUUAAAAUGUUGACCAGUAGAGGGGAAAAAAAAAAAGAAAAAAAAGGGGGGGGGGAUUAAUGUUGACCAGUAGAGGGCACGUGUAGGACUGCAGAUAAAAGUUGUACAGCACUACUAGGCUUGUUAUUAUCCACGACCCACAGAACAAAGCUGUGCUAGUAAUGUCUUACGCUUGUUUUUAAUAUUUUACAUUUUAUACGGCAGUGUCAUUACAGCUUUAGUUCAUCAGGAAGUGACGGGAAGUGACGGUGGGCGCCCCGAGCAGGAGAGCUAGGCUCAGUGCUAGCUGUGAGUUUGGAGAGAGUUGGGAAGUGUGUUUAUGUUGGCGUGGAUGUAAAGUCCUGCAGUGUUCUCCGCUGUUAAUAAAGCCAUUAAAGUGCAUCGGCGACGUGAGUCUCUCCUUCCCCACAACAAGCGGCAUUACAGUAUUGACCAGUGCACACCAGGAAAUAAACGGUGUCAUUUCUUACAGGCAUUGGCUGGACAGCUAUGUAGUGGGGCUUGUUUAACCUUUGCCUUGUGGGCAAGCAGGAAGGAGAGAUGAGACGAGACGUGUGUGUGUUCUGUGUGCUGUCUGGUGGCCGCGUUCAAUAAAUAAAGUUGGCAGAAGCAACAGGAGAAGUUUCCUUCUUUGCUUCGGAGCUGAAUAACACUGACAAGUUAACAGACUAGUAGCGAACGGAAAAGAAGACGGCUUUGUUUGUGUCGAAUACAGAAGAUGAGGACUUUGAUGGAUUUGUGGAUGAGGAUUGAUGAAAAAUAACGUUGGACUUUGAGGAGGGCGACGGCGCGUGGUGUCCGGAGAUAACGGUGGAGCCGGACAACCUGAAGGAGUUCCUGCAGAUCGACCUGCGCUCGCUCCAUUUUAUCACCCUGGUGGGCACCCAGGGUCGCCACGCCGGGGGCAUGGGCAACGAGUUUGCGCAGAUGUACAAGAUCAAGUACAGCCGCGAUGGCAGCCGCUGGAUCUCCUGGAGGAACCGGCAGGGCAAGCAGGUGAUUGAGGGAAACAGGAACGCCUAUGACAUUGUGCUCAAGGACCUGGAGCCCCCCAUCGUCGCCCGCUUCGUACGCUUCAUGCCCGUGACGGACCACUCCAUGAACGUGUGCAUGAGAGUGGAGCUGUACGGCUGCCGGUGGCUGGAUGGGCUGGUGUCCUACAAUGCUCCAGCGGGCCAGCAGAUGAACUUACCCGAGCAGACCGUCUACCUCAACGACUCCGUCUACGACGGCGCUGUCAUCUACAGCAUGACGGAGGGUUUGGGUCAGCUGACAGACGGAGUGUGCGGGCUGGACGACUUCACGGAGGGUCACGUUUACAACGUGUGGCCGGGAUACGACUAUGUCGGCUGGAGUAAUCAGAGCUUCCCCGACGGAUACGUGGAGAUCAUGUUUGAGUUUGAUCGCAUACGAAACUUCACCACGAUGAUGGUUCACUGCAACAACAUGUUCACACGCAACGUCAAAGCCUUCCGCCGGGUGGUCUGUUACUUCCGCUCCGAGGCGGACUGGGAGGCCACGCCCCUCUCCUUCAGCCCUGCCGUGGACGACACCGACCCCAGCGCACGCUUCGUCACGGUCCACCUGGCCAACCACAUGGCCGGCGCCAUCAAGUGCCACUUCUACUUUGCAGAUGCUUGGCUCUUGUUCAGCGAAAUCACCUUCCAGUCAGACAUGGCCAUGUAUAACACAACCAUGUAUAACACAACCAUGUAUAACACAACGCCGGCUCCUCCCAAGGCAGGCCUUCCACCCGUCCUUCAGCCAGAGGAUGACCCCACUCACAAAGUGGACGACAGCACCACUCGUAUUCUGAUUGGUUGCCUGGUGGCCAUCAUCUUCAUCCUGGUGGCCAUCAUCAUCGUCAUCAUCCUGUGGCGGCAGGUGUGGCAGAAGAUGCUAGAGAAGAGCGAGACAUUUGCCUACAGCCACAACCAGCCCAGUAGAAGCAACGAACAAGAGUCCACCUACGAGCACAUCUUUCCUCUGCAGGCCCCCCACUACCAGGAACCCUCCACCAUCAUCUGCAAGCUGCCCCACCUGGCACCCAACUCACAACAACCUGCCUCCAGCAGCACGGUGGCAUCCACCACAGCCGCCGCCCAAGACGGAGCUCCUCACUAUGCUGAGGCAAACGUGGUCAACCUGCAAGGCGUGACCGGCGGAAACACCUACGCCAUCCCCGCCCUCACCAUGGACCUCCUCUCAGGGAAGGACGUGGCCGUGGAGGAGUUCCCCCGAAAACUGCUGACCUUCAAGGAGAAGCUGGGAGAGGGACAGUUUGGAGAGGUGCACCUUUGUGAGGCAGAGGGCAUGCAGGAGUUUCUGAGUGAAGGUGUUCAACUGCAGGAGGAGGAGGAGGAGGAGAAGGAGUGUGUUUUAGUGGCGGUGAAGAUGCUGCGCUGUGAUGCCAACAGGAAUGCCAGGAAUGACUUCUUGAAAGAGAUAAAGAUCAUGUCUCGCCUGAAGGACCCCAACAUCAUUCGCCUGCUGGCCGUGUGCAUCUACAGCGAGCCUCUGUGCAUGAUCACAGAGUACAUGGAGAACGGCGAUCUCAACCAGUUCCUGUCCCGCUACGAGCCGGAGGGACAGCUGGCGCUGCUCAGCAAAGCGCCCACGGUCAGCUUCAGCAAGCUGUGCCACAUGGCGGCUCAGAUAGCGUCAGGCAUGAAGUACCUCUCCUCGCUGAACUUUGUCCACCGAGACCUGGCCACGCGCAACUGCCUGGUGGGCGACAACUUCACCAUCAAGAUAGCCGACUUUGGCAUGAGCAGGAACCUGUACAGCGGUGACUACUACCGCAUCCGAGGCAGAGCUGUGCUGCCCAUCCGCUGGAUGUCCUGGGAGAGCAUCCUGCUGGGCAAGUUCACCACAGCCAGUGACGUGUGGGCCUUCGCCGUGACGCUGUGGGAGAUCCUGACCUUCUGCAAGGAGCAGCCCUACGCCCAGCUCACCGACGAGCAGGUCAUAGAAAACACGGGGGAGUUUUUCCGGGAUCAGAAAAGACAGAUCUACCUGCCGCAGCCUGGCCCGUGCUCGGACUCGCUCUACAAGGUCAUGCUGGGCUGCUGGAGGAGGAACGCCAAGGAGAGGCCGUCCUUCCAGGAAAUACACGCGGCCCUUCUGGAUUUACAACCUGAGGCCGCCGUGACCACUUAGACACAAGCAGGAAGCUGCUUUGCGUUUCUCUUCUUAACACGCCGGCGAGUGACCUUCUGCACGUUUCAUCUUGUUCUUGUUCCACACCGACAUGGGACGGCUUGAAUGUACUUUCCACCCUCACGUUUCCAUCUUCAUUUUACUUCCAUUAUACUCACAUUCAGGAUGUUUUCAAGCUGUGGUGCUUCUCAACUUGUCCUUUGGUGUCGGGGAAACAGCAGGUGUCGCCAUGGCAACCGUGUGUGGCGUCGGGUGCCGAAUAGCAUCGUGCACAGAGAAAAGAGCUUCAGCUAGAAGGACACAUGCUACGCUUGCAACAAUUUCACAUCAUUCUAUCAUUGCACUCGUUUCUACAACAAUUCUUUCUUUACUUUCUGAUUCUUUCACUCAAUGACGAUGACGAUGAGGAGGGGAUCUUUACAGGGGUGCAGAUGCCUAAACUCGUGCAGCCACAGGAUUUCUCUACAGAUUUGCACAUGGAAAUGUUUAUACUGCACCACUAAACCGGGGGUGUCCAAAGUGCAGCUCAUGGCUGUUUUUUUAUUAACCCACAGAACAUGCUAAGAAAUAUGAUUGUACUAAAAAAAACAGCAAAACUGGAAAAAUCAGCAUUUAUUUUCCAAGAAUAAAGUUGAAAUAUGACAAGAAAAAAGUUGUCCAUUAGGUCACAGCUCUUGUUUAUCAGUUUUGUGGCGUUGGGGGGGGUCUCCGCCGCGAAGGUUUGCAAAUAUAACAACAUGAGUAUUCCAAGUAGUAGUGGACAUUCAGUAAUAAGCAACGCCACAAACAAGAACCACAGUGAGACUUGAUUAUUCUGCAUUGAACUCCAGCAGUACGGUGGCUCGUGAUGGUCAAAAUGUCUACUACUGUACCCGGCCACUAUUAUUUGUAUUUUGCUAGAUAACUACGUCCAAUUAAAUUUAAACCCACAUUGACGGUGUCUAUAGGGGUGUUAUUUCAUGUCUAGGGGGCUCUAAUCAUGUUAAAAU
Dunckerocampus dactyliophorus (ringed pipefish) is the source of this 4873-nucleotide messenger RNA. RefSeq names its product discoidin domain-containing receptor 2-like. The transcript is spliced from 15 exons. Gene Ontology annotation, cellular component: membrane; signaling receptor complex. Gene Ontology annotation, molecular function: protein tyrosine kinase collagen receptor activity; collagen binding; ATP binding. Gene Ontology annotation, biological process: cell surface receptor protein tyrosine kinase signaling pathway; positive regulation of kinase activity; protein phosphorylation. Lineage: Eukaryota; Metazoa; Chordata; Actinopteri; Syngnathiformes; Syngnathidae. Bases 1632 to 3884 code for a protein of 750 amino acids. The record is from RefSeq and is a predicted model, not a curated record.